UCUUAAGGCCUUGCUCUGCACACUCUUGCCUGCCACCACCACCAUAGCAGGACCCCCAACAGGACAAGCACACCCCCACCACCACCACCUAAGAAACCAAGCCAACCCAGCCAUGCAGUUUGCAGAUGCCAAGCUGAGCCGCAGCUCCCUGCUGCUGAGUCUGAAGCUCUACAGCGCGGCGGUGCGCAACAUGGAGCAGACGGUGCUCAUCCCCAGUCUGCUGCGGGAGGUGCCCGCUGACGACGUGCUCUUGGCGGCCACGCACGACGAAGCCGCGGAGGAGGACGCCCGGGACCUGUACGAGUGCUACCUGAUGCUCAAGGCCAUCCGCAACACCGUGGACAGCGGGCUGGUGCACCCCAGCGACGAUGUCACCUCCGCCAAAGGCAAAGGUCAAGGUCGUACAGAAGGACUGUGGAAGGAGACGGAGGAGCUGGAGCUGGUGGCUGACCCCGAGGUGCUGUUUCAGUUCCACCUGAGGGGCCUAUUCUCUGUCAUGGGCCACCUCACCAAGACCUCUCAGAGCCUCACGGCCAAAUACAUGGACAUCAUUGGUAUUCUCAACUGAGGCCAUUGUCAUUGACUGAAAACUCAUGAGAACAGACGUUUGUGGGGAGAUAAGUUGUGAAAAAAGAUGAAUGUAACAUUUUUUUAUACUAUGAUUUGUCAUGUACCUGCCACUGUGCUUCUUACGGUAACUACACAAAUCCAUGUUUCAGGAAACAACCAACCCCUGAGAGCCAACCGGACCAGUCAACAUGUUUACAUAAGCUGUGUACUGAAGUAGAAGAGUUUGUGAAAGUGAAGUAAAGUAUGCAUAGUUGAA
This is a messenger RNA of Engraulis encrasicolus (European anchovy), 826 nucleotides long. RefSeq names its product thyroid hormone responsive (gene thrsp). The record is from RefSeq and is a predicted model, not a curated record. Lineage: Eukaryota; Metazoa; Chordata; Actinopteri; Clupeiformes; Engraulidae. Gene Ontology annotation, cellular component: cytosol. The transcript has a single exon. Gene Ontology annotation, biological process: regulation of lipid biosynthetic process. The coding region runs from base 113 to 568 and encodes 151 amino acids.